ACAGGCGCAUUCUCGGACAUCUAAGCGGAAGUAAACAGCUGUAGCUUCACAUAUAAUAUGCUCUUCUAGUUCUGUUAUUCACUUUUGUUUUAUUGUUUUGGUAAAAUGGACAGAUUUAUUUGGACAAAUGGGCUCCUUGAGAUGAACGAAACGUUAGUAAUCCAACAAAGAGGAGUGAGACUUUACGAUGGGGAAGACAAGGCUAAGCUUGAUGUGGGAGUCGUUCUUCUCAGUACCCAUCGUCUAGUCUGGAGAGACCAGAAGAAUCAUGAAUGCUGUAUAUGCAUACCCUUGUCACAGGUCAUAUUCUUUGAGGAGCAAGCAGCAGGCAUCGGAAAGAGUGCCAAAAUUGUCAUUCACCUGCAUCCAUGCCCUGAAAAUAAGGAGCCUGGCCCCUACCAGAAGAGCAAGUACUCUUAUAUAAAGCUGUCCUUCAAGGAACAUGGGCAGAUUGAGUUUUACAGACGUCUAACAGAAGAGAUGACUCAGAAGCGAUGGGAGAAUACCCCUGUCUCACAGCCGAUCCCCACAGGAACAGGACCCAAGGCAGGAAGGACACGCGCAGUGGGCAUUGUGGGUAUUGAACGGAAGUUGGAGGAGAAAAGAAAAGAGACAGAUAAAAACAUUUCUGAGGCCUUUGAAGAUCUCAGUAAACUAAUGGAAAAGGCCAAAGAGAUGGUGGAGCUGUCCAGAUCCAUUGCUAACAAAAUCAAAGACAAACAGGGUGACAUCACAGAAGAUGAGACCAUCCGUUUCAAGUCUUAUUUGCUGAGUAUGGGUAUAGCCAACCCAGUUACCAGAGAGACACACGGCUCAGGCACACAGUACCACAUCCAACUCGCCAAACAGCUGGGAGACAUGCUGCAAGCACCACUGGAGGAGCGUGGAGGAAUGAUGGCCCUCACUGAAGUGUACUGUCUGGUGAACAGAGCCCGUGGGAUGGAGCUUCUCUCUCCGGAGGACUUGGUCAAUGCCUGCAAGAUGUUUGAGUCACUUAAGCUUCCUCUACGGUUGCGAGUAUUUGACAGCGGGGUGAUGGUGGUUCAACUCCAGUCCCACAGUGAAGAGGAAAUGAUUGCUUCAGCUCUAGAUAACGUGUCUGAUAAAGGCUCCCUCACAGCUGAAGAGUUUGCCAAGCUGUUGGGACUGACAGUUCUCCUUGCUAAAGAAAGGUUGUUAUUAGCUGAAAAAAUGGGUCACUUAUGCCGAGACGAUUCAGUAGAAGGUCUGCGAUUUUAUCCCAACCUGUUCUGACGCAUGAGGCCGAUAUGUUAUCGAACCUGGCUGGCUCUCAGGUCCUGCUGGCCCCAGAUCCCUCUCAGAACUGAUAACUGAUUAGAGUGGGGGCCUACUUUCCACUGUGUUUGUCAAUAGGGUCUUUCAUGAAUGUUGAUUAAGGUACCCGGGACGUUACUGCAACUUUCUUCUGUUUAGUGAUUUCCACAGCCUUUAACUGAAAGGGGAUUACAGAAAUGAUCAUGCAGAGGAUGCAGUUUCUUGUUGGAAUCAGUUAUAUUUGAUUUCACAGACAGUUGAUAUUGUCUGUGAUUCCAGCAUGUUCAAUGCGGUUAGAUUGUCCAUAAAAAUAUGUAGGUAAUUGUGCAUUACAUAUACAUCAAGAAGUUGAAAAGAAAAAGGAAACCUUUUAAUUAUAACUCAGAAAAAAACUUUUAAUGCCAAAAUAACUUGAAAAUUUAAAACAUCAGAAAAUUCACUGACACUCUCUUGAGAGAAAUCUGCUUUUCCCCUUAUGGAAAAAUAAAGUCUUUCACACUUAUUUUGGAUCGUUGUGUAAAAAUAAUAUUUCUUUUUAAAAACA
Molecule: messenger RNA, 1819 nt
Organism: Ctenopharyngodon idella (grass carp)
Lineage: Eukaryota; Metazoa; Chordata; Actinopteri; Cypriniformes; Xenocyprididae
Gene: vps36
Product: vacuolar protein sorting 36 homolog
Exons: 14
Coding region: 106-1254 (382 amino acids)
Biological process (GO): protein transport to vacuole involved in ubiquitin-dependent protein catabolic process via the multivesicular body sorting pathway
Cellular component (GO): late endosome membrane; ESCRT II complex
Molecular function (GO): ubiquitin binding; phosphatidylinositol-3-phosphate binding
Source: RefSeq, a predicted model, not a curated record